AUGGCCCAGACCCAGCCGAGAGAAGGGUCUCUGAACCCGCCUUCCCCUCACUCCUCGGUCGGCGGUGCAGAUUCAUACAAGCAUGAUGGCACCCCGGACACCCGUCUCACUGCAUUCUCCCCCGAAGAGAACUCGGCCAAGUCGGCCAAGCUAAUCAGGAUCAUCACUUCAAGCACAUCGGACGGCGAGCAAGCCAUCUACACUGCCCAGCAGCUUUCAGUCUCCCCUUACCGCAAUGAUCCAGCUCAGCUGGAGAAAGACCCGUUUGUUUCCACCAACACGCCUGUACGCAAGCAGGAGCAGAAACUCUCGGCAACAGCUUCCGCCUUCCGCCCUUUUGCGACGCCCUUGGCCGCUCAAGGCUCACCCGACUCGACGGUGGGCACAGUUUCCAAGACCCCAAGCCGCGCCAACCCUCAGCAUGCCCUCUCUGUCUCGCCUAUUCUCAGCACAGACCUGCACUAUUCUCGCUGCCUGGUCUUCUCGUCGUCAACUCAGCCAGUCACCCUGGCCGACGUCGAGCUCCUUCUAUCGAGACUUGAGGAGCACGGACUACCGUGCCAGGGAACGAAGCAUAUCGUCGUCAAAGGCCAGGCUUCGUACAUCCGAUUCUCCAACAUCAGAGAUGCUUGUUUGGUUCAUCGCAACGUUCUCUUGGGCGGUGCCACUUGGAUCGUUGCCUUUGUGUCGCCUACAGAGUUCGUUCAGAUCACUCAGAGCAACAUCCAUGCCCCCAUCAACCAUGAGGGCCAGCUCAGCGUGUUCGCCACUACUGGCGAGGGAGCGGGGAAGAAUGAGCUGCAUGUGGAGUCGAUUGCUCUCAGGCCACUAUGCUCGGAGGGUGACAUCUUUGCUCUGCAAAAGGUGUCCAAUGUGGAGCCGGGAACCUUUGAGGCGAUCCUCGAGUACGCCGACAUCAACACCUCACUCGCAGCCUUAUCCAAGUACAACGGAGCCAUCAUCGAGGGAGUCACCAUUUUAAUCUCUUUCCACAAGGGCAACUCACAUGCCGGGGUCGCGACACCCAUUGUCACCCCACUCGCAACUCCUGUGAGGCAGUCUUCAUUUCAUGACUAUGGCGGUGACAGCUACCAGGGAGCUCCACCGGCCAAGACACCACAGUCAACCUCUUCGAUGGGAACUCCGGCUCAGCCUGCGACGCCCCAUGUCGGUCUUCCGCUCAGCCCGCAGUAUCCUCUGUUCCACCCUCUGGUAUUCAGGCAGCUCCCGAUGGCAAACCCAUACAUGCUCAAUCGGCUUCCGUCGCAGAGUCCUCCGGCACCGAGCAUGUCCAGUUACCAAUGCCUCACACCGCUGUACACCAGUCCGGCGUCCUCUCAGACUGUCGUCUCUUCUCAGCAAGACCUCAUGUCGCCGAGGCAGAUGCAUGGGCUUGCUCGACACGAUGGCCGUCGCCAGAACGCAAUGCGGGUGAACCGGUCAUCCUACUACAAUGCCGCCGGCCAUCACAAUCAUGUCGAUGUGAACCGGAUCCGAGACGGUAUUGAUGUUCGCACAACGAUCAUGCUGCGCAACAUUCCCAACAAGGUCGACCAGGCGAUGUUGAAGCGUAUUGUCGACGAGUCAAGCUGGGGAAAGUACGACUUCAUGUAUCUGCGCAUCGACUUCGCCAACGACUGCAAUGUCGGCUAUGCCUUCAUCAACUUCGUCGACCCCCUAGACAUCAUUGACUUUGUCAACGCUCGCGGAAACCAACGCUGGAACUGCUUCAAGAGCGACAAGGUCGCGGAGAUAUCCUAUGCCACCAUCCAAGGCAAGGACUGUCUGGUGCAGAAGUUCCGCAACAGCUCGGUCAUGCUCGAGGCCGCUCACUAUAGGCCCAAGCUGUAUUUCACUUCCAACGGCCCAAUGCCUGAGAUGGCCGGAGACGAGGAGCAGUUCCCAGAGCCGGACAAUCAGUCCAAGAUGAAGAGAAGCUGCGAGAAUGCAGAGCAUGUCGGACUCUUUACUCCAAACGCAGGCCAGCAUUUCCGUGACGAGCAGCGCCGCCGCCGCUCUCAGUACGACCGCGGAACUAGGCUGGCGGCGCUUGAGGAGUACGACUUCGACAAGUCGAUGCAGACAUCGAUGCAGCAACUCUAUAUGAACCAGUAACUCUCACCUAAGGACAAUCUGCUCGGAUCAUCGCGUUCAACGACUCGAUCGGGCACCUCCACAAGACACCCGCCUCGAGCCUCUUGAAGAUCAGCAUCUGGUAUCAGAUAUGGCGCUUAGUUAUCCUCCGAUGCCCAUAAUCUCUAGCUUUCUGCCUUUGUUUCUCUCGCAUACUCCUGCAGAUCCCUGUGUCUGAAAAUGGCUGCGUGCCCCCAGGGACUCGAGGAGGAAAAAAACAUGAAAAAACACAAAUUCAGCGUGUCGGCCGCUAAUUGUCUGAAAGACACGACAACUGUUCAUGGACAAUCCUUCCCACGCAGACAUCAGAGACCCUGACUAGCUUGCCAUUUGUCUUUCUUUCUCCUUAACUUUCUGUUGUUCUUGGUCCAC
Messenger RNA from Gaeumannomyces tritici R3-111a-1, 2505 nucleotides. RefSeq lists its product as hypothetical. NCBI's taxonomy places the organism in Eukaryota, Fungi, Ascomycota, Sordariomycetes, Magnaporthales, Magnaporthaceae. Bases 1 to 2115 code for a protein of 704 amino acids. The transcript has 12 exons. Gene Ontology annotation, molecular function: RNA binding. The record is from RefSeq and is a predicted model, not a curated record.